Messenger RNA from Penicillium bovifimosum, 1698 nucleotides. Its product is annotated as DEAD-box ATP-dependent RNA helicase DBP2. The transcript has 6 exons. Gene Ontology annotation, molecular function: RNA helicase activity; ATP binding; RNA binding. NCBI's taxonomy places the organism in Eukaryota, Fungi, Ascomycota, Eurotiomycetes, Eurotiales, Aspergillaceae. Gene Ontology annotation, biological process: rRNA processing. The record is from RefSeq and is a predicted model, not a curated record. Bases 1 to 1698 code for a protein of 565 amino acids. Gene Ontology annotation, cellular component: nucleus; ribonucleoprotein complex; cytoplasm.
AUGUCAUACGGUGGUGGUUAUUCUCGCGGCGGCGGUGAUUCCUACCGCUCCCGUGGAGGUGACGGCGGCUACUCUAAUGGUGGCGGCGGUGGUUACUCUGGCGGCGGCGGCUACGGCGGCGGUGGUGGUUACGGCGGUGGUGGUUACGGCGGUGGCCGUGGUGGUGGUGGUUAUGGCGGCGGCGGUGGUGGUUACGGCGGCGGUGGUGCCGGUGCCGGUGGUGACCGCAUGUCCGGCCUCGGCGCUGGCUUGAAGACUCAGGAUUGGGAUCCUAGCUCUAUGCCCAAGUUCGAGAAGUCGUUCUACAAGGAGCACCCCGAUGUCACAGCACGCUCCGAGGAGGAAAUCCAGGCUUUCCGCAAGGAGAAGGAGAUGUCCAUUCAGGGUAACAACGUCCCUCGUCCCGUCCAGAACUUCGACGAGGCUGGUUUCCCCGCGUACGUGCUGUCUGAGGUCAAGGCCCAGGGCUUCAGUGCUCCUACCGCUAUCCAGGCUCAGGGCUGGCCUAUGGCUCUGUCCGGUCGCGAUGUCGUCGGUAUCGCCGAGACUGGUUCUGGAAAGACCCUGAGUUACUGUCUUCCCGCUAUUGUUCACAUCAACGCCCAGCCUCUCCUCGCUCCUGGCGAUGGUCCCAUUGUUCUGGUUCUGGCCCCUACUCGUGAGUUGGCUGUCCAGAUUCAGGCCGAGAUCACCAAGUUCGGAAAGUCUUCCCGCAUUCGCAACACAUGUGUCUACGGUGGUGUCCCCAAGGGUCCCCAGAUCCGUGACCUGUCUCGCGGCGUUGAGGUCUGCAUUGCUACUCCCGGUCGUCUGAUCGAUAUGCUCGAGGCUGGUCGUACCAACCUGCGUCGUGUCACAUACCUCGUUCUUGACGAGGCUGAUCGCAUGCUUGACAUGGGUUUCGAGCCCCAAAUUCGCAAGAUCAUUGGCCAGAUUCGCCCUGAUCGUCAGACGUGCAUGUGGUCCGCUACCUGGCCCAAGGAAGUCCGCCAGCUCGCUUCUGACUUCCUGAACGACUACAUCCAAGUUAACGUUGGCUCCACCGACCUUUCCGCCAACCACCGCAUCACGCAGAUCGUUGAAGUCGUCUCCGACUUUGAGAAGCGUGAUAAGAUGAUCAAGCAUCUCGAGAAGAUCAUGGAGGACCGCUCCAACAAGUGCAUCAUCUUCACUGGCACCAAGCGUGUCGCAGAUGAAAUCACCCGAUUCCUUCGCCAGGACGGAUGGCCUGCGCUUUCCAUCCACGGCGACAAGCAGCAAAAUGAGCGUGACUGGGUCUUGAACGAGUUCAAGCAGGGCAAGAGCCCCAUCAUGGUGGCCACUGAUGUGGCUUCCCGUGGUAUCGAUGUCCGAGACAUUACCCAUGUUCUCAACUAUGAUUACCCCAACAACUCGGAGGACUAUGUCCACCGUAUUGGUCGUACCGCUCGUGCCGGUGCUAAGGGUACUGCCAUUACCUUCUUCACCACUGACAACUCUAAGCAGGCUCGUGAUUUGAUUACUAUCCUCACUGAGGCUAAGCAGCAGGUUGACCCCCGUCUUGCCGAGAUGGUCCGCUACGGCGGCGGCGGCGGCGGUGGUGGCCGCUGGGGUGGCCGUGGUGGCGGCCGUGGCCGCGGUGGCUGGGGCGGUCGCGGCGGCGGCGGUGGUUUCACUGCCUCCAACGCUGCUCCCGUCGGCGGCAACCGUCGCUGGUAG